Messenger RNA from Perkinsus marinus ATCC 50983, 3726 nucleotides. RefSeq lists its product as hypothetical. Lineage: Eukaryota; Perkinsozoa; Perkinsida; Perkinsidae. The transcript is spliced from 32 exons. Bases 1 to 3726 code for a protein of 1241 amino acids. The record is from RefSeq and is a predicted model, not a curated record.
AUGCCUCUCCGUAGAGGCGAGGGUGAUACUGCCGCACCCGGUCGCUCCGUGUCACCAGAGCAUGGGACAACCUCUUCUGCUGGAUGGUAUGGCACUAAGCUUUGGCAUGCAGCUCACCACGCGGGUUGGCAUUGUCUCUCGGGAGUCCUCUUGAGGCUUUACGUCCCUAUCUCGGCACUACCGGGCUGCGAGUUUGGUCUUCACAGUCCUCCGAGUCUACUUCCUACUGGACUACGCUCCCAAUCUCUUGGUGCUGGUCUCUCUGAUCUAUUCUUUGGUGACAGAGUGUCUCUCGUGCCUCUAUUUAACUCGGGCCUCUACUCUAUGCUGUUAUCUAUCCUCACUCUCUGCAUCUCCCUUGUGCCAUUCGUACUGAGUCACUCUGGUGGCAAAAUAGUGUCGAAAGAUGAGCUGAUCGAGUACCUCACUGAUGAGAAGGGGAGGGAGUUCUCUACUUGCGGGGUGCACAAGACAGACACUCUGUACAUCCCAAAGGUCUCGGCUAAGUUCGCCAAUAUCGAGGGUAAGAACCGUGUACGAUUCGCCUUGAAACUAGGGGGCCGGGCGAAGACCCCGGGCAGGGUCCUCAAGACGCCAUGGUUGGUCUAUACACUCGGUGCGAAUACUCCCAAGCAGGGGAUGAUCAUCGGGGCGGCACCAGAAGGAGUGGAGGCAUUCGAAAAGUUCAAGGCUGCGGCGGCUGAGGAGACCAAUACUGACGGCAACUUCAGAGCCUUUCUGACCAAGUUCAGUGACACGGACUAUGGCGCGAUUGUGGCCAUCGGGGCUAAUACCUUAAUUAUGCCAUGGGUUUUUGGAUGGCAUUUCCUGAGGAUUGCCGCCCUCAUGGCUGUGGUCCGAAGCAAGGGAGAGAAGUUCUAUUUCUCAGAUAACGACGAUUAUGAUGACUCGCUAGACGAUGGGAUGUCCGAGGGGUCGAGCGGCGGGGCUUCGAUUGCCAAGAUCCCCGGUGGCGACUACGAGCCCCUGGACUAUAAAGUUGGAUCGCAUUUCCAUCUAAACUUGGACGACGAUAAUGCAAAGACGACACCAUCGGCAUCUACGACUCAACUCGGAGGCCAUUCAGAUGCUUUGGGGGCAUCUUUGGAAUCGGAACCAAAAGGCUUGGCUGGUGACACUACGGCGCCUCCAGCUUUGUUCGAUAUUGACAGCGGCGAGAAGGAUUCGACGCGGACGAUGUCUGUGCCAACCUCUGGAGUAGAGGACCCUGAGGCUUCCAUGGAGAUGGACUGCCCUGAUGGAUAUGAGGCUAGGGGCCUUUGGGUGCUUAUCAACGACCCAACACGAGGUUACAUCACAGGCAAGCACGAGUCGAUCGCGGCGGUGUCUCUCAUUUGCGAUGACCACCUUGAACAGCUGAAGAGCUCACCAUCGACGCCAAAGGCCACCAACCAGCAACAAUGGACUCGUCUGGCUUGUAUGGACCGCCCUGAUGGCCAGCGAGGAUUACUGUAUACGGGUAUGCUCCUACAGAGACCCGACGAAUGUGGAGAGAAGGAGAACCGUAUCAAAAUGGCCAUGAGGAACGGAGAGAUGAUGGGCAUAUCGACUCAGUGUGCUACGGCCUGUACUCGACACGACUGCGGCUUCCGAGAGCUGAGAGGCUCCUCCUCGUCUGGAGUCCAGCCUACUAGUGUCUGUGGUUGGAGGCCCAAUUGCCAUUGUGACUGUGGAGCGACUUCUUUCGUGGCUUCCUCUUCAUCUCUCUCGAGGAUACCUCUGCCGACGGUGACUGAGAUGAUGCCCGCAACGGCUAGUGCUCCACUGUUCCCUCCACAGCCGAGUUUGAUGUCGCAGCAGAUCCAGCAACAGACUGAAGUUGCUCAGCAGGUACUUUGCAUUGUCAAGGCGAACUUGCAAGCUAUUGACGAGCAGAGAAUAUCACAAGUUGAGAGGCAGGAGAACAAGCUAGACGCCGACAUGGGGCAACUGAGCGCCUCUGUGGAUCUUUCCAAGCGGAACAUCACGUCGUUCCAAGGAGCUCUCACUGCGGGCUUGCGACAGAAUGCUGUGGAUAUGAUGUCUCUUCUCGGGGACGUCGCGGCACUGAUAGGGACAGCUUUACCGACGCCUGGCAAAGACGAGGGAGACCCGAUGGCGAUCCUCAACCGGGCCGAGCAGAUGCUACGUGAACAAGUCGUUACAGCGAGGGCUAAUGGCUCCUUCCCUCCGGUCUCGACAGAGGAACGAGAGAAAGUGAAGGUCCUGUCCGAUGCUGUCGGCAACAUCAUACGGGCCGAGACCCUCAACCGAAACAGGCUGGACCAGCUAUCGAAAGCGUUCGAGAGCCUACAUGCAGAGCUUACUGAAGCGGGGCAUCUGAAAGGGAACUACCAAAUUGCCGACCCCGACUAUGCAUCGUUGUUGAAUGCCGACCUCAACAGUGUACGAGAGGGUAUGGACGAGGAUAUCAAUGGUCUGCAUCAUGUUUCUGACCUCCAGGCCAAAUCAAUGCAGGCGUUGCGGUCUUCGCUGAAAGCCCUGUCCAGGAAGGUGGACUCAAUGGCUCAUCAGGAGGAGAACGAUACUGAAGAUACCAUAAGUAGGGAGGAGAGCGAUUCGAAGGAGGCCGAUGAGGAGCUCACAGCCAGGCUCGAUAGUCUGGAGGCUAAGGUGCGGUUCUUACAGAAUCCAGCCAAUGAGCACAUCAUGCAUCCAGAGGACCGAUUCGAGUCGCUAACGAGAGUGAGUGAAGUCCAGGAAGAGAAGAUAGGCCUCAUAGAGAAGCAGUUGCGGACUAUAGUCCAGCGAACGUCGGCGAAUACCCUCCAGGCGAGUGUGAACGAGGCGAUAGAGCAGUCGAAGAAGGCUGAAGGCAGCGCAGCCAUCUUCACACCGCCCGGCUACGUCGCCAUCGCAGGGCUAUUGCUGGCCUUGGGAGCUAUAUGCAUGGGAUACGUGGGCUUUGAACGGUCGGACAAGCAGCUCCAGGACAUCACGUACCUCAACGAGCAAGUCGCCGAUGUCAUACAGCGCAUAUGGCCCGAGGAAGAGGAGGAGUAUUAUGGCGCUGAUGGGGAGGAAGAAGAGGAGGAGGAGGAUGCUGAUCAGGCCAGGGGAGAGGCCGAACAGUUUUUUGGAUUCAUGAGUAUCCCUAGGUCACGUGCGGAGCGGCAGCUGAUGAAGAACCGUGAUGCUGUUGAGAAGCAGCGGCUGCAGAACAGGACGGGAGGCUUUCACCGGUAUGAGGCCUUCGAUACCAUCACAGGUGUUGUGGAGGGUUGCCCUGCCGAGGCUGGCCCCGUUGAGCGGUUCGUGACCACGAGUGAUCUCGGACAGGACCUGAAUAGGGCUGAGCAUGAGGCUGCUGUGAGACGCCGAGAUGAAUGUGCGGAGACUCUGCGUAAAGAAAGAUUGAUCCGGGAGGCGGAGCGAUGGGAUGCAAUAGAGAGAAAUGAAGAAGAGGAGAAGGAAAGGCAAAGGAGACUACAGGAGGAUUCCAUACUAGGACGGAAGAAUACAUCCGGACAACCCUAUGACAUUGUCGGUCUCAGCUACCAUGACACCGAGGAGGGGCGACGGCUACGUUAUCAUGAUGAGCUCAUCAAAUGGCGAGGAAAGCUUCGAGCGAAUCAUCUGGCCGCUCGGAAUCAUCUCGGGUUCAACCCGAUCACAGGGGAGUCUUCUCUCGAGCUACAGCAUCCCCAGAAGCCCCAGCCUGACAGUACCAAGCCCGAGGAGAGUUCCAAGGACCCUUGCUCAUGA